AUGAGAUUGGACGUCAAGCGCCAACUGUUCGCUCGCAGCGAACGAGUGAAGGGAAUCGACUUUCACCCGCAUGAGCCAUGGAUUCUCACGACCCUCUAUAGCGGCCAUGCAUACAUCUGGUCUUACGAGACGCAGCAAAUCGUGAAGACUUUCGAGCUCACCGACGUCCCCGUUCGCGCCGGCCGAUUCGUCUCGCGCAAGAAUUGGAUCGUCUGCGGUUCCGACGACUUCCAAUUGCGCGUCUAUAACUACAACACGUCGGAAAAGAUCACUUCGUUCGAGGCGCAUCCGGACUACAUUCGAGCCAUCGCUCUGUGGGAUUGGGACAAGGGCUGGAAAUGCGUGCAGGUCUACGAGGGACACAGUCACUAUGUUAUGGGCCUCGCCAUCAACCCCAAAGACACAAACACGUUUGCCUCGGCCUGCCUCGACCGCACCGUCAAGAUCUGGAGCCUAGGCUCGGCCACUGCCAACUUCACUCUGGAGGCGCACGAGACCAAGGGCGUCAACCACGUCGACUACUACCCUCACUCCGAUAAGCCCUACCUGCUCACCACGUCCGACGACCGAACCAUCAAGGUGUGGGACUACACGACCAAGUCGUUGAUUGCAACCCUCGAGGGCCACACCAACAACGUCUCUUUUGCAUGCUACCACCCCGAGUUGCCCGUCAUCAUCUCCGGCUCCGAGGACGGCACCAUCCGAGUCUGGCACGCGAACACGUACCGAUUCGAACAGUCCCUGAACUACAGCCUCGAACGAGCGUGGUGCAUUGCCUAUCAAAAGGGACAGCAAGGCGUCGCCGUGGGCUUUGACGAUGGCGCCGUCGUCGUCAAGCUGGGCCGCGAAGAGCCCGCCGUGUCCAUGGACGCCUCUGGAAAACUCAUCUGGGCCAGACACAACGAAGUUGUGUCCUCCAUCAUCAAGGGAGAUGCCAGCAUCAAGGACAAUGAGCCAAUCAGCCUCCCCACAAAAGACCUCGGAACGUGCGAAGUCUAUCCGCAGACGCUGCUACACUCCCCCAACGGCCGCUUCGUCGCUGUGUGCGGAGACGGCGAAUACAUCAUCUACACGGCUCUGGCCUGGCGCAACAAGGCCUUUGGCUCUGCGCUGGAUUUCGUCUGGGCGUCCAAGGAAAACAGCAACGAUUUCGCUAUCCGCGAAUCGCCCAUGAGCGUCAAGGCGGAGGGCCUCACCGGCGGUGUCUUGCUCGGCGUCAUUGGUCAGGGCGGCGUCUCCUUUUUCGACUGGGCCACGGGCGGCCUCGUCCGAAGGAUCGAGGUUGAGCCCAAGCAGGUCUAUUGGUCGGAUAGCGGUGAACUUAUUGCGAUUGCAUGCGACGACACCUUUUACGUGCUGCGAUUCUCCCGAGAAAACUAUGUCGAGGCAGUGCAGGCCGGUCAGGUGAACGAGGAUGGCGUCGAGGCCGCGUUUGAAGUCAUCACGGAUAUCAGCGAAAGUGUUCGGACAGGCGAAUGGGUCGGGGACUGCUUCAUCUACACCAAUAGCACGAACCGACUCAAUUACCUGGUUGGCGACCAGACGUAUACCGUUUCCCACUUUGACAAGCCGAUAUAUGUCCUUGGAUACAUCCAAAGAGACUCUCGCAUCUACCUCGCGGACAAGGAUGUCAACGUCACCUCGUUUGCCCUGUCGCUUCCCGUGUUGGAAUACCAAACCUUGGUACUCCGCGACGACAUGGAGACGGCGGCCGAGCUGCUGCCGACCAUUCCCGUGGACCAGCUGAACAAAAUCGCGAGAUUCUUGGAAGGCCAAGGCCACAAGGAGUUGGCCUUGGAGGUGGCGACAGACCCGGAGCACAAGUUCGACCUCGCUCUCGGCCUCAACCAGCUCGAUAUCGCCCUGGACCUGGCGCGCAAGGCGGACGCGGACCAUAAGUGGAAGACGGUAGGCGACGCGGCUCUGGCGGGAUGGGAUGUGGCUCUUGCUGCGGAGUGCUUCGCACAUGCCAAAGACCUCGGCUCUCUGCUUUUGCUGCACUCGUCCACUGGCGACCGGCAAGGGCUUUCCAAGCUGGCUGCUCAAGCGGAGGAGGGCAACGCGCACAAUGUCGCGUUCUCAUGCUACUGGCUCCUGGGAGAUGUCGACGGCUGCGUCGAAAUGCUGACCAAGACUGGCCGUCUGGCCGAAGCGGUGCUUUUCGCGCAAACAUACAAGCCCAGUCUGGCCGCCUCCAUCGUCAAGGACUGGAAAGAGAGUCUGGACAAGGGCAAGAAGGGACGGGUGGCAAAGCUCAUCGGGGUCCCUGACGAGGACGCGGAGCUGUUCCCCGAGUGGGACGCGUGGUUGCAAGCGGAACGCGAAGGCGGCGACGCACUGGACAAGACGAACGUGGCGGGGGCAAAUGGAGAGGCUCCCGUUGCCGAGAAACAGGCGCCGGCCGUGGACGCGGAGGAGGAGGAGGAGGAGGACGGAGGGGGCGAGGGCAAGGAGGACGAGGAGAACGCGGAGGAUGAGGAAUAA
Hirsutella rhossiliensis is the source of this 2484-nucleotide messenger RNA. Its product is annotated as coatomer WD associated domain-containing protein. Bases 1 to 2484 code for a protein of 827 amino acids. The record is from RefSeq and is a predicted model, not a curated record. Gene Ontology annotation, cellular component: COPI vesicle coat. Gene Ontology annotation, molecular function: structural molecule activity; protein binding. The transcript has 8 exons. Lineage: Eukaryota; Fungi; Ascomycota; Sordariomycetes; Hypocreales; Ophiocordycipitaceae. Gene Ontology annotation, biological process: intracellular protein transport; retrograde vesicle-mediated transport, Golgi to endoplasmic reticulum; endoplasmic reticulum to Golgi vesicle-mediated transport.